This is a messenger RNA of Pimephales promelas (fathead minnow), 1678 nucleotides long. NCBI's taxonomy places the organism in Eukaryota, Metazoa, Chordata, Actinopteri, Cypriniformes, Leuciscidae. The record is from RefSeq and is a predicted model, not a curated record.
AUACCGACAUUCCGAGUCCAUCCCCCUCUGAAAGGCAGAGCCCAUGGCCUGCUGUGUUUCCAAUUCCAACCUUCUCACACAACACUGAACUGGCCUUAAGACAAGGAAAUGAGAUUUAUUUAAGAGAUGGCACCCCUAUGACAUCACCAAGCAUCAAAUCAGACAUCCUGGAGCGCCUGGCAGAGGCCAUGUUUUUCUACACCGCCUACCCCAAUGAUGCCCAGAGAUGUGCAGUGGCAGAGGCACUAGUUGCAAAGCAUCCCUGCUUAAAGGAGCCCGGAUCUUUUAAUGGAAUUUAUGGGUGGCAGGUAAGCCUAAAGUAUAAGUGUGGAAAUUACCGGACAAAACGGAAAGCUCUUGGAAGCACUGAACUCCUGAUAAACUCACUGAGAAACAAGUCAAGUGAUGAGCAAAAAGCUGCUAAAAAUGUCAAGAAACCAAAGAGGGCAGAGGUGAAUUACUUGCCCUCACACCCACAUGGUGAAACAGAUGACACCCUUGAGAAUCUGAGACUUGAGAUAAUUGCUGCCCAUCAAAAAAAGGACUCUGUCAGGAGCACAAAUGAUAUGAUGGCCAGAACAUACAGCUGGAGAAGACAGGAAGUUAUUACCAAGUCUCCUGGUGUGGCAGAAUUCAAGGAAAGAUGGCCUGCCCUCUUCGAACCAUUCCAGGUAAACGAGGAGUUCCGAAGAUGUACUGCGGUUUCCCUGGAAGCAACGUUUAUGUCACAACUGGACAAAUACACCCCAAAGCUCCUAGAACUCUUUAGUGCAAAGGGAGGAGCAACUGGUCAACGCAUCAAAAACUUGUUGAUGGAUCUGAUACAGGACCCAAGUGCCACUGCAGUGAAGAAGAGAGAUGUCACUCUGAGAUGCCUCUUUGAGUAUAUGGGAGAGAGUGGACAGGAGCUUAUCUCGGAUUACUGUGGGGCUGCAGAGACCACUGUUCAUGAGGAGCUGAAAAUUAAGAACAUGAGCGUCUAUGUCUGCCGUGAGCCAGAUGCAGUAGGAAUCAUCAUUGAGGGGAUACCAGUCCUUACCAAUCUUGGAAACCUGGCCAAAGCAUGCUGCUUCCUGCUUGGGUUGACGUAUGCACUUAAUCUUGAGUAUCCAUCCAAGCUUUCCAAAACAUUUGAGGUGUUUCAAAGGCUUUUUGUGGGACUUGACACACUGCGCCCAAAACCAAGCCCCAAGUUCAUGACCCUGAAAAACAAACUACUUGCCUAGGCACUCAGACAUGACUGUCACUGCACUUGUGAACAGCUGUUUUCUUUGUCUGUUCAACAUCUUUGUACAUUGGACAUAAUGAGUGUUAUGUCCAAUGUUAUAUUGGACAUAAUGGGACAUUCAGGGUGUUGUAAUGCAUGGUUUAUCCUUUUCAUGUUUUAUCUGCACAGGUCAUACUUCCUGGUGUAAAAAAAUAAUUAUAUUUUAUACACGCAAAAUAGACCUGCUGUUAAGCUGCACUUUAAAAACUGGUCAGUAGUUGAGAUCAGUGAGAUGUUUGACUAAAGAGGUUUCAAAAUAUUCACACAUACUGUGAAGGUAUUAUGCCAAGUUGAGGUCAGAUGGUCAUGCUUGUGACCUGUAAUGUUAGUGUUAAAAUGUUUCAAUGUUGUGUUCACACAGUUUACUUCAAAAUUAAAAUUCUGUCAUUUACUCACCCUCAAGUUGUUUUA